Messenger RNA from Peronospora belbahrii, 870 nucleotides. Lineage: Eukaryota; Oomycota; Peronosporomycetes; Peronosporales; Peronosporaceae. The record is from the annotation of a GenBank genome assembly.
AUGGAAGACUACGUCAGGUCGAGCAAUAUCGCUUUCGGACAGAUGUUUCUCCACAUGGACGCAGACUAUCAUCACGUUAUUGAUGAUUGUGAGGAAAAGUGGGUUGCAUGCACGCAUUUAAAGACACUUUACGGUGGAUCGCAAAAAGAUGGGCGCAUGUUUUCGAAACGCCAGCUCUUCAGUAUGGAGAUGAAAAAAGGCGGUAAUUUGAUGCAUCAUUGCAACGAGGUUCUUAACAUCAGCGCCAAGCUUACCAGCAACGGCGCCAAGAUGGAGGACGAAGACGUGGCGAUCUGUUUGUUGCACAUUGUCCCCAAGAGCUACGAGAAUGAAUGUCCUGUCAAUUUUGGAGAUAAACAGACUCAACUACUAUUAAGAGAAGUUGUGAGGGUGCUUAAGAAUGAUAAAAUCAAGAGACAAGGCAAGAAGACGGCAUUGGUUAUAGACGAAGAAGCGGCUAACGCUUUCAGCACCGAGCGCAAAUCUCACCAGUUGGUACUAUCUACGGGAAAGAGCAUACCCGGAAUGUGGGCGAUUGACAGUGGAGCAACAGACCAUGUAUGCAACAACAAGGCCACGUUCACGACGCUGGUCGAGAAAGAUGAAGGUGACCUGUUGGUGGCUGAUGGCAACAAGGACGCAAUCAAGGGUGUGGAGAACCAUCAUCAAACGACUGGUUCUGCACAACAACUACGAGCGCGACAUCGAAAUCAAGGAUGCCUUAUUCGUGCUGAAGAUGAACGAGAAUCUGCUAUCGGUGCCGCAGAUCAACAAGAGUGGCAAGUUUCACGUGGUGCUCAACGGUGCGAGUAUGCACGUAGCGCACAAGAAUUUGAAGCAAGCGGUGGCAACAGCGGAGCUCGUCGAUAG